Paramecium tetraurelia is the source of this 4833-nucleotide messenger RNA. RefSeq lists its product as uncharacterized. The record is from RefSeq and is a predicted model, not a curated record. The transcript has 3 exons. NCBI's taxonomy places the organism in Eukaryota, Ciliophora, Oligohymenophorea, Peniculida, Parameciidae.
AUGUCAUAAAUCUCUAACGUUUCUAAUCGUCAAUUUUAUACUCCCGAUACUUCCAAACAUUAAGAUUAAUUCAAAAGUGCUGAAGAUAGGAAGAGUGCUCCUUUUGAUGAAAAGAGUAUUACACCUAAAAGCGAUGUAUAUUCAAACACUUUUAAAUAAUUCUAAUUAGAAAAUAUUAAUGAUUCCAAAGAUUAAAUACCAAUUAGCAAUAAUGAAUUUGUUGCUCAAUGGGGAAAUAUACAAUAGUAGGAAGAUUCCUCCUAAGCUUCUAAAGUUUGUGAUCUUGAUGACUUUCCUGAUUAAAAUGAAAACUCCCCUUCCAAUAGCGAUGAAGCUGGAUUAGAUUCCUAAAGAGAAUAAGAGAAAUAUUUUGGGUAAGUUGAAUAACCUGAAAGAAAAUAAUCAAGAGAUAUGACUGAUUUUGAAGAUUUGAUGAAUGUUAACAAUUCUUAAAAUGCUUCUUCCUCCAGUAACUAAUUCUAGGUUAUGGACCCAUCUGAAAGAAUAAAAUACUAAAACAUUGAUUAAUUACCUUUAAAUCAGUUGGAAAGAAAUAUGUUAAUAAAAGCCAAAGAAAUUUAACCUGUAAAUCAGAACUACCCCUUCUUGAAUGAUCAGUCUCCUUCUACAGGAAAAAUAUCAGGAAUGGCUUUCACAUUCAAUUUUCCUAAUCAAUUUUAGAAUGAAGGAAUUUAAAAUAUGUUCAAUUAGCCUCCCUCCUUUCCUAUAAGUUAAGAACUUCCCACUCCUGUAGCAGUCUAAAACCAAAUUGCAAAUCAAUUUUACCCAGGAACUACUUUAAAUAACUAGAUAAAUCAGUCUAUAUCAUCAAAAGGCUCCUCUUAAAUUCAAAAUUUUGAAGAUCUAACAAAUUAUAAAAAUCAAUCUUAACCCUAAUAGUUAGACAACAGUUAAAAUUUAAAUUUCCAUAAAAUUAAUUCUAUUCCAGUUCAAUAAAAUAUAUUUGAAUAACCUUAAGCUCUACCAAUUGACAAGUUCCUUAUUGGUGAUAUACCUAUGUCUUCUAGUUCCUCUUAAAAUAGAAAAUAAUAAUAAGUAUUUCAACCAGAACUUUAAGUUAACCCUAUUAUUGUAACAUAAUAAUAAGAGUAAGUAUAAGUAUAGUAACCUUCUAAUAUUUUUCCUAUUUAAUCCUUAGAGAUUGCGUAAAACAACCAAGAAUUCAAUUUUAGUUAAGAUUUAGAAAAAUAAUUCUAAUUGAAUACUGAUGCUAUCCAUCCUAAGUUUGAAAUUCAUGGAGAGGAUUCAGAAGUAAUCUGGGAGUAAGAUAACAAUUUUAAAUAAUUUGAUUAAUUUCCAAAUUAAACAUCUAGUAAUAUAUUUCAAGAAAGGCAAUAAGCCAAUUAACUGUAAGACUUCAUGAAAGAUUUUGAGCCAAAACCAGAAAUACAGAAAAAAAAUGAAUUUAAUAUAAAGGAAAGUCCUAAAGAAAGCCCCAAAGACUAAGAAUUUUAAUUAUAGAAACAAACCUACCAAUAAAUUAAUUUCUUAUAAUAACAUUCUUAAUAAUAGUCAUAAAAAUCAAUAAAUUAAGAGAAUUUCUUCUAAUAAUAUAAAGAAGUUCAGCCAAACUUUCCUGCUCAAGUUGAUACUUCAGAAAUCAAUUAAUCGUCAAGGGAGUAAACCCCUAAGAAUUAGCCCACUCAAAUUUAAGUGUAAAACUAAAACAAUUCAAUAUCAUCGCAUAAAUCAAACUCAACUCAAAAUAAAAAUAAUGGCUUUCAACCAUCCUAAUAAUUGUAUCAAAAAGAAUUGUAUGAUGAUUGGUUUAAAAAAGAAGAUAGUAGUAGAAGAAUGAGUUAAAAUUCCAAAUCUUCUGCUAAAGAAUCAUAACAUAAAGUUGAGGAACUCUUUUAAGAUUAUGAUAAUAAUAGUAUUUGGUAGAAACAUUUAGAAAAUCAACCAGGAAUUUAAAAAGAAUCCUAAGAUUUUAUUUAGCAACAGCAAUAAUAAUAAUAAUUUACAUAAUUACAAUAGUAGUAAUACUAAUAAUAGUAGUAAUAGUAAUACCAAUAAUAUUAAAACUAGCAAUAACAAUAACAAUAAUACUAAUAACAAUAAUAAAUUGAAUAAGAAUAGUUACAAUAGAACUUAUUGCUGUAAUAACAAAAAUAAUAGCAGUUAUAAAAUGAAUAAGAACAGUUUUAAUAGAAUUUAUUAUUGUAAUAACAAAAACAACAGCAGAUAUAAUAACAAUUAUAGUUAUAACAAUAGUAAUAAUAGUAAUAGUAGCAAUAAUAAUAAUAGUAAUAGUUGUAAUAAUAAGAAAAAUACUAAUAAUAAUAAAAGGAACAAUAGGAAUAAUAAUACAUAUAUUCUUAAUAGUAAUUGUAAGAGAAAUAAGAAAAAGAAUAAUAAUAAUAAUAAUAAUUAUAAUAUCAAUUAUAAUAAUAAUAGCAAUAAUAUGUAUAAGAGAAAUAAUCAAAAGAAUAAUAAGAAUUGCAAUACUUAUACUUAUAACAGAAAAACCAAGGGAAGUAAGAAAAUGAAUAACAAUACUCAUAUUAACAAUAAUUAUUAUAAUAAUAACAAUAAUCACAAAUCUCCUAAUAAUAACUAAAAGAACAAUAACAAUUCUUAUAAUCAUAACAGCAACAACUAGAGAAAUAAGAAAAAUAAGAAAAAUAAGAAAAAGAAUAAUAAUUAUUAUAUUAAUAAUCCCAACAAUAGUAAAUUCAAUAAUACUAACAAUAACAAUAAAUAUAACUAUAGGAAUAAUAAUAACAAUAAUAAUAAUAGCAAUAACAAUUACAGUAAUAAUAACAACAACAAUAAUAAUAAUAAUAUUAAUAAUAACAAUUAUAAGAAUAGCAGUAAUAAAUACUAGCCCAAUAAUUCUCUUCUAACAUAGUUAAAUUGCCUGCUUAAUAAUAAUAAGAACAAUAAAUAACCCCAAGAAAUCAAGGUACGAAUUCAAAUUAAUAGUUAAUUGAGAAUUCUCAAUAAAAUGUAACUCCUAAUCAAUCUCCCCAAUUUUUUUCAAUUAAUAAUUCUUCAAGUUCAGUGAAUGAAAAAAAGAAAAAUAAUCCAUUUAAUAAAGAGGAAGCUGAAAUUAUAAUAGAUCCAAAAUGGGAACAGGAUUUGCCUUAAUUUGAUUCAUAAUAAUUUGAAAUAAAGCCUGAGCUAAAAAAAAACCUGGAUACAAUUGUUGAAAUGCAAGAAGAAUCUCUUACUUAGAGUUAUGCAGUACAAAACAGGAACUCAGCUUUGUAUUAGGAUAAUACUAUAACAGAGUAUUAAGACAAAUCGAUUGAAGAAUCAAAAGUAAUUCAACCUUUCUUAAAAAUUUAAUCUUAAGAGAUCCUAUCUGCAUAAAAAGGAAUUGUAAGAGAGAGCAAGGAGAGUAAUUAAGAUGCAAUAAAUCCUUAAUAGUUGGUUGAAUAAUUAAUGCCAGGUUUACAUGAUGUUAUAAGAAAAUCGUUCUAAUAAAAUAUAGAAAGUUAAUUGUAAUAAUUAGCUACUUAAUUUUAACAAAAAUUGUAAGAUGAUGAAUAAGAAAACUUUGAUAUUGAUAAAAUUAGUUCAAAAGUGUUUAUGAUAGAGAAUUUGGUUUAGGGAUAUGGCAAAAAGCUAGAUUAAAUAUCAGAAAUGCUAAAUAAAGAGAAAGAAAAUUAAGAUUCAUAAAAAAUACAAGACUAAAAUACUUAAAGUAAGGCUGGUUUUCUUUAGGAUUCUUAAUAACCACUUUAAAAAUAAUAAAAAUAAAUAUGCUCACCAUUUGAAUUAAAUUUAGAAGAUCACUUUGAAGAAUCUCCUAUAUAGAAUUAUUAAAAUUAAAAUUAGAGUUAGAACAAUUCAAAAUUAAGGGUUGCUUAAUCAAAUCUAGUAUACACUUCUCAAUAAAAAGGCUUUAUUCCUUAUUAGACGUUACAUUAAACAUAAUCAAAAUACAUAAAUGAAAGUCAAAUAAGAGAAGACUUCUAGGAGGAUAAAUUAAGAAUAUUCUAAACAAAUUAUCAAUUUUAAAAGUAGUCACUUAAAGGGUUAUAGGAAUUCGAGAUUCAAAAUUUUAGAAAAUAGUGUUUAUGUGAGUAGACAACACUUCUAGAUACAUAUGAAUUGAUAGUUACGUUAACAUCUGAAAAAUAUGAAAGUGAUGAUCUUACAGGUUAUAAAAUAAUAAUUUCUUUAAAAAAUAAAGCUCAAUAUGAUAUCUAAAACUUAAUAGUCUUAUUUAAUUCCAAUAAAAUAAAGGAUGAAUAUCAUGUAAAACCUGAAAAAAUUAGUUAAUCUUAUUUAAACCCUGGAGAUAUCAUUAGAUAAGAGAUAACAUUUAAAUAUUAUGACCUUUAAAGCAUGUAUUUAAAUUGCUUCAUUAAAUACACAAUUAAUAAUUUUAAGAUGGGAUACAAUUUUAAUAAAAUAUCUUAAAGUCAAGGACUAUAAGGCACAUAAGAUUAUUCAAACUUGUAUCUUUCUUAGAUGAAUAGUAGAAAUGUGAUUUAAGAGGUUGGAUAAUUUAAGAGGAACUUUCAAUUUUGCAUAGCCAGGCCAGCAAAUAAGUUCUUUGUUUAUAAUUUUAUUACCAGUGAAGAAAUAAAUGAAUGCGAAAUGAAAUGUAGAAGUGAGUAGUUUUAUUUGAGAUCUCUGGAUGAGCUUAUAAUAUUUCAUCCUUGGUUAAUACAAAUAGACCAAUUUACUUUGGGAGGGAAAGUGUUUAUUUAAUUGAAAAACAGUGGCUAUGAAUUUGUGAUAAAAGUAGUUAACAAAAACCAAAAGGGAGUCAUCUUAAUGAAUGGAAUGAACAUGGAUUAGAAAUUAACCGAACAUUUUCUCAGUUUCUUUGCCUUUUUAUUUAGUAAAUUAUAUUGA